Molecule: messenger RNA, 1251 nt
Organism: Aspergillus niger
Lineage: Eukaryota; Fungi; Ascomycota; Eurotiomycetes; Eurotiales; Aspergillaceae
Exons: 1
Source: RefSeq, a predicted model, not a curated record
AUUCCGUCGAGUUGUAGCGAGGUUUCCGAUGAUUCCGAAGCUUCACCAGGGCCAGCAUCACCCUCUGCUGUUAAUCAUGGACCUUCUGUGAAACAGAAUGCUCAUCUACAUGAGCGCCAUGCAAGUCAAUUACCGGAGUAUGUGCUAGCUCUAGCAGCCCAUUCAGCAGAAAAUCAACUCAAGGAGCAGGCCCUCGCGGCUUUCCCCAACGAACAAGUCUAUCAGCCCGUGGAUCAUUUUGCAGUUGACAGAGAGGAUGAUGACUCUCCGAAGGAUGAUGAGCUACAAGUCCGCACAAAAAUAUUUACAUCUGGCAUACAUCGACGGGCCUCGUCCGCAGAUCUGCCAUGGGAACUUGAGUACUUGCGCAGGCAUAAGGAGGAGGCCGAGAUGUGUGAUCGUGCUAUGGCUGGAACAAAGGGAUUGCAUUUCUCACCCCCUGAUAGGCGACCUUUUGACGGAGCUAGCGAGACUCGUGGAAUCUGGGCUGGUGGGUUUGGUUUGAGACAAACAAGGCCAGGCAUAAGUCCGCCCAUGCUUGGAGAAGAUCUUGUAUUCCCACAUAGUGUUUCCCCCGAAACAACAAUAUGUGAGAGCAGCAACGUUGAACAUUACAUCACCCAAGACAAACGGUAUCACAAUGCUGGGCUUUGGUAUGCAAACCGCCACCUUUUCGAUGACUGUGAUGGUGGCGGUCUUUGGAUGGGAACUUGUAAAUCCAACAAGUGCCUUUCUCGGUUGGGAGAUUCGCACUCAACGAGCCCGCGUUCAAGCGGCAAUGCCGGUGGACACACUCAAUGCUCAACCGAAACCUUGACAGGUUGUGAGAAACAGUCGUCAUCAGAUGUCUCAAGGGAUGCUGAAAGCUUGGACUCGAGCCACACGAGACAACAUGCUAGCGAAGAGGACCUUGACCACGAGUUGACCGAUAGCUUUGUGACUCAGAUCUACAAUUAUCUGUCCCUGGGCUAUCCCUCUGUUGCUCGCUACUAUGAUCAUGAACUCAGUAUCAUUUCUGGAAUCUCUGUAGCAGAUCUGAGACGUGAUGACUUAAAGACAGAUGCGAAGGGUUACGUCAGUGUUAUGGAUGGGGGUCCGACGGAUCGGAAGGUAGAGAAAGGCCUAUGUAUGCGGUGGAUCGCACUGCGCUUAUAUAUACAAGAGUGGGCUAGGAAACGGCCCAAGGUGGCUGACGACGGUAUUCAUGGAACAUGGGGAGUCUGUGAACGAAAGGGCAGCUGGGCCAUCUGA